Messenger RNA from Asparagus officinalis (garden asparagus), 1609 nucleotides. Its product is annotated as calmodulin-binding receptor-like cytoplasmic kinase 2. The coding region runs from base 70 to 1365 and encodes 431 amino acids. The record is from RefSeq and is a predicted model, not a curated record. The transcript has 6 exons. Gene Ontology annotation, biological process: protein phosphorylation. NCBI's taxonomy places the organism in Eukaryota, Viridiplantae, Streptophyta, Magnoliopsida, Asparagales, Asparagaceae. Gene Ontology annotation, molecular function: ATP binding; protein kinase activity.
UCCUUUACCUUUUUAUACAGCCGCCGUGGAUUUUAUUUUGUCUCGAUCUCAUCUGUAUUGUUCUUCCAAAUGACGCGGAUGCGGAUCUCAGAGUCGUCAAGCUCCGAAACCCGUAACCUCAGCAGCUACGACGCCUCUCUCACCUCAGUUUCAUCCGGUUUCUCGACGGUUAGCGGGUCGUCGUCGUCGUCCUCCGGUUCGGGUCGGAACCCGAUACGAGCCGCCGUUCGCGCUAUCGGAUCUUGUUUCGGGUCGCCCGAUAACGAAUCUCCGAGAGGAGAUUUGAAGGAUGGGCUGAAAACGCCUCAGCGUUCCCUAUUGGCUCACACACAUGGAAGUGAAAGGAGAAAAUCAGGAAAAGGGUCAUACAUCAGCAGAAACAUUUCUUCAGAAAGAGAACCUGGAGUUAAGAGGUUCACAAUCACAGAUAUCCAAAAGGCCACAAAGAACUUUUCCCCUAGCUUAAAGAUUGGACAAGGUGGCUUUGGAACAGUUUACAAGGGAAGGCUAGACGAUGGCACAUUAGUAGCAGUUAAACGUGAUAAAAAGAAUCCUCAUGAUAAUCAUCGAAAUGCAGAGUUCAAAACCGAAAUCCAGACUAUGGCAUCCAUUGAGCAUUUGAAUUUAGUACGGUGUUUUGGAUAUCUGGAGUAUGAGGAUGAGAGGAUACUUGUGAUUGAGUAUGUUCCUAAUGGGACUCUAAGAGAGCAUCUUGACUGUUUGAAGGGAAAUACUAUAGAUCUUUCUGCACGGCUGGAUAUUGCUACUGAUAUUGCUCAUGCUGUUACUUAUCUCCAUAUGUAUGCAGAUCAUCCUAUUAUUCAUCGAGAUAUUAAGUCUUCGAACAUUCUUCUUACGGAAACUUUGCGUGCUAAGGUUGCUGAUUUUGGGUUUGCUCGGCUUGGUGCAAUUGAGGCUGAUGUUACACAUGUUUCAACCCAAGUUAAAGGGACUGCUGGUUACUUGGAUCCAGAAUAUCUUCAAACUUAUCAACUGACUGCGAAGAGUGAUGUCUAUUCUUUUGGAGUAUUGCUAGUGGAAAUGAUAUCUGGAAGGCGACCCAUUGAACCAAAAAGAGAGAUUAAAGAACGAGUUACUGUGAGAUGGGCAAUGAAGAAGUUUAUGGAUGGGAAUGCAGCUGAAGUAUUAGACCCAAAUCUUCCACAAAGCCCGGCAACUAAUCUUGCUGUGGAGAAAAUCCUUGAGCUAGCGUUGCAGUGUUUGUCUCCAACGAGACAAAAGAGGCCCAGUAUGAGGAGAUGUGCUGAAAUCUUAUGGGGUAUCCGCAAGGAUUAUAGAGAACUGUUGUCUUCAAAUAUGCUAUUACCCUCUUUAAGAGCUAACACUUCCACUGAGGAAACUUAAAAUCGAGUGGAUAUGUUAUAUUUUGCAAAUUCUUGCAUGUGCCAGUUGUAAAUGUUGGAUUUUAUUGAUGGGGGAUUUGGAUUUUGGAUGGUUACUGUACAUUUGUAUUGUAAAAAGAAGCUUUUGAGUGUAUUAUUGUAGAUAUGCACUUCAGAAGGGAGGAACGUAAUGGUUCAUUUUGUAUUUGUAAUUUGUGUAAUGUUCAUUUAUUACUGGAAAGCGCGCAAACAAAAAUUGUGUAUCA